CGAUGGAGAGUCUUAUUAAAGGGUCCAGAAUCAGAAUUGAGAGAGGAGAGAGAGAGAGAUGGUUGAGUUAUCGCUGUAACUUGCGUUAAUGUUUGGCACAAGCACAGUAACCUGUUGUGAUUUUGCUGUGUUUAUUAAAUUAUUUAUUCAUACAUUGAAUACAGCCAGUUUCUUGAACCAUACAAUCCAGAAAAAGAUCUUUGACACCAUGUUAUUAACGAAUAUAUUAUUCAAAAAAGCAAAGAGCAAAUUAAUCAUGGUUAGUGCAAGAAGUGUGAUAUCUGAUCACAUGUUAAUACGUAUCCGAGAGAGGGUGGGUGAAAAGCUUGAAUUCAUAGCCUUUGAUCCUUACAUUCAACGCAAAGCGCUCUACAGGGAAGCAAAGAAAAUACGUAGCUUAAAGUAGCAUGUAAUCUAGUUUUUACUAUAGCAUAAGGAAAAUAUAAGAAAUGAAAACAAGAUGGAUUAAGAAUACUUACCCAGCUUGAAAUGUAGGACCACAUUUCUUUUAUCCCGUGUAAUAUACAGUCGAUAUGUCUCUGAACGCAGUGUCCAGUGAGUGAGUACUACACAAUUUAAAUAAUAACAAUGACAUAUUCUUUUGCAUAUUUAAUCACAUAAUUCAUGGCUGAAUGAUUAUAAAUGAUUAUUACAUACAAAAGUCAUGAUCAUUCACAAUCUUUCAAGAUUCUCAGAUAUUCAUUAUACAUGAUAAUAAAAUUCAAGAACAUAUUUUCAAAUAGUUACAAUAUGGAGGCAAUCCAGAUACAAUAGUUUAAAAAAUAAAAAACAUCAAUUUUGUUUUUCCUAGUAAGAGUUAAAUGUAAUGAUAAUUAUAUCAUGAAAACUGAUGAUAUAGUUCCUAUAUCAUUCAGUAGAAAGAUAGAUUCAUUACUUGCGACUGCAUAAACAAAUGUACUCGAGAAACGUUUUUAUUGACCGGUGAUGUAUAUAAACCACGAUUGUUCGAUGACGCGCCUGGUUCGAUAUUGAGACAUAUUAGGUGUUCCCCGGCAAAAAGAAAAACAAAAAUCUCCCAUUGAUCCCAUUUGGCGUAUCAUUACUGUAGGCUGUCAAAUAAAGCACACAGUGGGCAAACGCUUUGCGUAA
Molecule: messenger RNA, 1110 nt
Organism: Harpegnathos saltator (Jerdon's jumping ant)
Lineage: Eukaryota; Metazoa; Arthropoda; Insecta; Hymenoptera; Formicidae
Gene: mRpL33
Product: mitochondrial ribosomal protein L33
Exons: 3
Coding region: 89-406 (105 amino acids)
Cellular component (GO): mitochondrion
Source: RefSeq, a predicted model, not a curated record